Messenger RNA from Anopheles aquasalis, 9170 nucleotides. RefSeq names its product insulin-like receptor. Lineage: Eukaryota; Metazoa; Arthropoda; Insecta; Diptera; Culicidae. Gene Ontology annotation, biological process: protein phosphorylation; multicellular organism development; positive regulation of MAPK cascade. Gene Ontology annotation, cellular component: plasma membrane; insulin receptor complex; axon. Gene Ontology annotation, molecular function: insulin receptor substrate binding; ATP binding; insulin receptor activity. The record is from RefSeq and is a predicted model, not a curated record.
AUCGUACCGUGCAAUCCCGCGGUACAGCGUGCCGUGCCGUGGUAUGAAAACCAAAAACCAGCCGUCGUCGGAGUGAAAAACCAGCGGAACUUGCUGCGUUCGGUAAAUUAAGAGUUUAAGAUCGCAGUAGCCAGCACAAUUCAGCAGAACAUUUUUUUUAUCGCGCGCGUGUUUGUGUGUUCUGCAGGGCAUUAAUUGUGUCAUCCGAGGCAGCGAAUGAAUCAUUCGCCGGUGCCCCGGGGCCAUAAAAAAGGCAAAACUACCGCGCUAGCUGCUGCAAUCGAAAGCAAAUGGUGCAAACUUGAGAGUAAGAAAACGAAAAGUUGUGACAAGCAAUCAGCUGUCCUGGGUGCGUUUGAACGCCGUAAACCCAUCAUCGCGUGCUUCGAUUAAUUUCGACGAAACCAUCGCCGCCUGCUAUCCGUAAAAGGACUUAAUGCGUGAAUGCGAUUCGGCAAGCGACACAGCGACAGUCUGUGCGGUUGGAGAAGGACCUCUUAUUCGUUUGUGCAAACAGCUGGUAGACCAGAGGAAUGUGAUAAAUCAGCUCAGUGGUGGUGGCAGCAAAUGGAAGCGCGUGGAAGUAUUGUUAUUGCGUAUUAGAAAAUGUUCAUCCACUACAGUUGUCAACGGUCGUCGGCGGCUGUUAGCAAGCGACAGUGCGUUCCAGUGGGGUCUGUGGUCGCCUUUGCCUUCGUGCAUAAGUGCGGCGAUACGUGAAGACAUCCCUUUCGUAGUGAGUGUGUGUGGGUAGUGGAAACAUCCAGUGGCAGAUGAUAGUGUGUGAACCAGCUUAAUGGAUGCCAAAAAUGAUGCCAAAAAAUGUUGCUCCCCGACAACGCCACCGCACACAACAUGUAUUCGGCCCACCAUGUGAAAUCAAAAAAGCAUUAAAUGGGACGUGUACCAAACAAUUGGCGGGCUAGGCGAUCGCUCUAGUGGGCUAUGGCUUGGACCAACGGCUCGAAAUCGGAAAUUUAGUGAACGAUCACAGUCACCGGGGAGAUAGAGAGUGCGUUUCGUCGUGCUGAUGUGACGUAGAAAACAUAUUGAGCAGCUAAGAGGUCUCUAUGAUGGAGUCCUUACCUCAGCGCGAUUACAGAAUGGACGAGAAAGGGUUGCCGGCGGCGUUUGAGCAGCAGCAGCAGCAGGAGCAGCAGCUUCAAAACUAUUCUACGAAACUGCCUAGCUUACCCUUUUGGGAAACCCUUUGGAACGGAUCUAUUCGGCACUCGUACUCGGUGUGGAAUGCCAUAAAAAAGCGGAAAAUUCGAAGACAUUUUGGCAGUGCCGAUGCAUGUUUUAACAGUGAUGGGGCGGCAGAAGAGUGCUCGAUAAAUUAUGAACAACACUUAGGAUGCAGCAUUAAUCAUAGUGAGCCCAGUGAGAGUGGCACUUAUAGCAGUAGUGUUAGUAGUGAUGGUGGUGGUGGUAGUGCAAAUGAGAAAAGCAGUAGUAGCCAGUGCACCAGCAGUCAACGGCGAUGGCGCAGCAACCAUCAUUCGCUGGAGAUCCUGUACCUUUGGAUAGAGAAGAAACGGAAUCGCACCAGUCUCUGGAAACGGUGGCGGUGGAAGCUGCUAAGGAACAGCAGUAGUAGUGCACGUGACAUCUAUCCUUUUCUAUACCUUUUCUUGCUCGCAAUGUUCUGCUGUGCAACCGCACACGGUGCCGAUGUGAAUACGAGUUUAGUGAGCGCGAAACAAGGAACCAUGGCUACGACAGACGACGAUGCAGCAUUUAUAGUUAGCGAGGGGACAGUAUGUUCCAGUGUAGACGUAAGGAAUACACCCGUACACCUGAAACGGCUUAAAGGAUGCCGGGUGGUCGAAGGGUUUGUACAAAUUAUGCUGAUUGACAAAUACACCGAAGACAGUUUCGACAACUACUCCUUUCCGUUGCUUACGGAAAUCACCGGUUAUCUGAUGAUGUUCCGGGUGAAUGGUCUGCAAACGCUUGCCAAACUGUUCCCAAACCUAACAAUCAUCCGCGGCAACGUGCUGGCCGACCGCUACGCGCUUGUUAUUUUCGAACUGAUGCAUCUUAAGGAAUUGGGUUUGACAUCCCUCGUUCACAUUGCUAAUGGCGCAGUGCGGAUAGAGAGAAAUUCCGUCCUGUGUCAUGCGGAUACGAUCGAUUGGAACGCAAUUGCAGCGAACGGAACAGCACCUAACGUCAUAAGUUCGAAUCAAAACCCCAACGAAUGCACAACCUGCCCGAGCAACGUUACCACAACACUGCCGGAUGGAAGUACCGCAGUGAUCAAAUGCCCGCAACAGGAGACCAAUCUCAUGUCACGUUCAAAGCCAAACUAUCUGUGCUGGUCAAACAAACACUGCCAAAAGAAGUGUCCUGAAAAGUGCCUGCCGAAAUCGUGCACAGAUAGCGGUGAAUGCUGCAGCCGAUUCUGCAUUGGUGGUUGCAGUGGGGUACGCGGGAACGAGUGCACAGUGUGCGCCAAUUACAACUAUUUGGACGAUCAGGGUCGGAUACGGUGCGUGGAGAAGUGUCCACCCAAUAUGUUCCUCUUCAGUGACACCCGGUGUGUGACGGAAGCACAAUGUUACGGUUUGUUCAAACCGCUGCAAAGGGUGACCGAAUCUGAUCCGGCCGAUCCGUACCCAUACAUACCGCAUGAUGGUGUAUGUCUAUUAGAAUGUCCCAAGGAUUAUAUGGCACAGUAUAACGCAACGACCAAACAGAAACAGUGUGUCAGCUGUGGAAAGAAAUGCCGUGUCGAGUGCCAAAGCCAGACGGUCGAGAGUAUAUCGCACCUGGAUCAUUUGGAAAAGUGUACCAUCAUCAAAGGAUCGCUCUCUAUUCGUUUGCGGCAGUAUGGUGGAGAAAACGUGGUGCAACGACUAGAAGAAACGCUUAAAAAUAUCGAAGAAAUCGAUGGCUACCUAAGCAUUGUUCGUUCUUAUUCUAUAAUUUCGCUCAGUUUCUUCCGCGAGCUCAAAGUAAUCCACGGUAACUCCUUGACUGGCAAUAGCCUUUCACUGAGUGUGCACGACAAUCAGAACCUGCAGGAGUUGUGGAGCCAAAAUGUAACGAUAAAGAAGGGCAACGUAUUAUUCAAUGGCAAUCCAAUGCUCUGCGUUAAAAAGAUAACCUCACUGAAAUCGGGCUUCGGGCCGUCAGUGACCAUCGAGAACGAGGACCAGUUAGGGCGUAGUAACGGGGAUCGUGUGCCGUGCGAAAUUGUAAAACUGGAAACGAAAGUCACGAAACUGUCCCUCGACACUGCCAUUAUUAGUUGGGAUCAGUUCAAGGAUCUGUACGACAUACGCCAGCUACUCGGCUAUGUCGUAUACUACAUUGAGGCACCGACAAAGAAUGUAACCAUCUAUGAGGGACGAGAUGCGUGCAACUCUGUCGGUUGGCGUGUAGAUGACAUACCCAACUGGCAGGAUGCAAGCCAGAACAGUCACCUGCUGACGCGCUUAACACCGUACACCCAGUACGCGUACUAUGUAACAACGUACACUCUAUCGUCGGAAAAUAAGGGUGGCCAGUCGGACAUUACCUAUUUCCGCACCGCACCUGGGCAGCCGAGAAUGGUGCGAAGCUUAACAGUGAACGUUAAUAUGGAUACCAAUAGAGUGGUGAUUAAGUGGGAGCCACCAAUUAAAAUGUUCGGUCAGCUGAAACAGUACCGAGUGAGUGCAUCGUUGAAUGAAGAAAAGAACGAUAUGAUUAAUCAACGAAAUUACUGCGAUCAUGAAAUUGAAAACACUACACCGAAGCCAAAUAUUACACCUCAAUCACCGAUCGGAACGACUCCUGCACCGAUCAAAGAUAACAGCCAGGGCUGCUCGGUCGAAGAGUGUGCGGCCUUUUGUCCAGCCAGCGGACCACCCAAAAUUGAUAUCGUGGAAAUCGAGAAUGCAAUCCAAUUCGAAGACUGGUUACACAACUAUGUAUACAUAAAAAAUACCAAAUCAUCAUCCCGGAGGCGACGCAACAUUCCGAAUGAGGAUGAAUUGCCGUUAAAGAACGAUACGCAUGUGCUGUUUCCCAAUAACACGGACAACGUGUCUGGUGAUACGGUGGCGACGGUGUAUAGUAAUGAAAAGGUGAUUGGCGAAGAGUACUACCGUACGCUGACGGAAUCGGUGAAUACGACUGAAAUUAGUUUUCCCCUGAGCAACUUCAAACACUCGGCGCUGUAUCAGUUCCAUGUCGUUGCGUGCCGAGAAAAUGCAACUCAAAUUCCCGGAACUAUAGUGGUCGAUGACCCAAGCAUUAUCUGUGGCCCAGCGCAGCUCAUCUCCUUCCGUACGCCUCGUCGGGAGGAUGCUGACCUGGUUCCCUUCAACUCGUUAGAACUGUCGGACAACUCAAACAGUACGCAACGUGUGAUUGGUGUGAAAUGGGUUGGUCCAUCUAAACCAAACGGCGUAGUUGUUUCUUAUUCGAUCAAGUAUCAGCGUGUCGAUUUGGAUUCGGUGCAAGCGAUUACCCGUUGCAUUACGGUGCACGGUUACAACAAAACAGGCAUGUUCCUCUUGACAAAGCUCGAAGCGGGCAACUAUAGUGUGCGCGUUAUGGCGACGACCACGGCUGGCAAUGGACCGUACACGGCGGAAAAGUACAUCUUCCUGCCGAAACACGAAGGAGACACACCCUGGUGGAUAUGGCCGCUUAUUAUCGUACUGACGCUAGUGCUGGUGUUUUUCGGUUUAGUCGUUUUCUACUUCGCCAAACAAAAGUACAUGCCGAUGUCGAAUAUGCGCCUGUUUGCGCACGUCAACCCCGACUAUGCCGGGGUCACUUACAAGGUGGACGAAUGGGAGGUACCGAGGGAGCACAUCAUUCAGUUGGAAGAGCUCGGCCAGGGCUCGUUCGGAAUGGUGUACAAGGGCAUUGUGACGAAACUGGGCAACGAUGCAAACAUCCCGUGCGCGAUUAAAACGGUUAACGAGAGUGCCACCGAACGUGAACGGGAAAGCUUUCUUAUCGAAGCGACGGUCAUGAAAGAGUUCAACACCCACCAUGUGGUUCGGUUGCUUGGUGUGGUUUCGGUCGGCCAACCAACGCUAGUCAUAAUGGAGCUAAUGGCGAACGGUGACCUAAAGAGCUAUCUCCGGCGUCACCGGCCGGAUUAUGAGAAUGGCGAGGAGCAAUCGCCGCAGCCUCCGACACUGAAGCAAAUCUUCCAAAUGGCGAUCGAGAUUGCGGACGGAAUGGCGUACUUGGCGGCGAAAAAGUUCGUUCACCGCGAUCUUGCCGCUCGAAAUUGUAUGGUAGCGGACGAUCUUACUGUAAAGAUUGGUGAUUUCGGCAUGACGCGCGAUAUCUACGAGACGGACUACUAUCGCAAGGGAACGAAGGGUUUCCUGCCGGUACGUUGGAUGGCACCGGAAAGUCUCAAGGAUGGCUUAUUUUCAAGCAGCAGCGACGUGUUCAGCUACGGCGUAGUGCUCUGGGAGAUGGCAACGCUUGCCUCGCAACCUUAUCAGGGUCUAACGAACGAUCAGGUUCUGCGAUACGUUAUCGACGGAGGCGUUAUGGAGCGGCCGGAAAAUUGUCCAGACAAACUUUACGAACUGAUGCGCAGCUGUUGGCAUCAUCGUCCUUCAGCGCGACCCACCUUCGUGGAAAUCAUUACAAAGUUGCUAAUGCAUGCCAAUGAGCGAUUCGAGCAAGUAUCGUUCUUCCAUUCACCGGAUGCAAUCGAUAAUGCGGCCCAACCAGGGCAAGGAUUAAUAGAUGACGUAACGGUUCCGUUGCGGGCGAAUGAAGAGGAGGAUCUCGACGAGGAGGAAGACGAACCAUACUCCAUUGAGAUGACGGACAGUCGAUUGAUGCAGAACAAUGGACCGAAACCAGACAUUCGCUCAACACACUCGCCACAAAGGUGAGCACGGCAGGCGUGAUUCAGCCCUUGUCAUAGUAACUCAGAUCAAGGGAAAUUCAACACAAAUACAGUGGAUCAAUGUCCAAGGCGAAACGAGAAUACCAGAUAGCGCAUAGACGUCGGCAAAAGGCCAAAGGAAGCUUGAUAAGGAUAAAGUAAACAGAGAUGAUACUGAGACAAUGGAUUAAAGCAAGGCAAGUAAGAUCCUAGAAUUGUAGCCACGGCAAAUACGGUAAGAUCCAGAAGCUCUAUCCAAAUGAAAUGGAUCAACAAUGACCACUACGUUACAAUCCGAUCCGAGAACAAAGUGUGCAUUCCCUCUUGGGGUGCGAUUAUUGUUGCUACCUAUCAAACAGCGCAAGUUGGACACGGGUUUGUAUCAUUAUUUUGAAAUGGUACUUACCUAAAAUGCAACCUACCACAAGAUAACUUACAGUCAGGUGGCACUAAUCCUUCUCCGGUCGUUAAGCAGUGACGUUGAUACUGUUGAUCAGAUAAUUUAUCCCUUCACACAACUUCCCGCUUACCACCCUGUGCGCUUUUGUAUAUUACCGGAAUAUUGCUGAAGGCUGGUACGAGGUGUAGAGCCGUUGACAAAUCUACAUCUAUCUAAAUGAAAUCUUGGGAGUUGUUUGAUGGUUCGGCCUCACUUGCAUGUUUAGGUAAAAUUACUUUAAAUUGUGUUUGCCCCUGGAACAUUCACAACUUCGACUUCGUUCGCCUCUAUAAACACAUUCUACAUAGAGCAUUAAAUCGAGGAAGAUGAUCGGUACAUGCCUUGCUCUUUUUCACCUAGCUGAAUUGUAACGAACUGAAUUGCAGAAUAUAGUUUCUCUGUUUUCAAAAUAGUAUAAUAGUGCAGAUGGAUAAUGCACGUGGUAAAUGUGGAGACACUAUUUUUCCCCGUACAUCACACACAGGGGCAUGUGAGAUAGUGAGGACAAGGUUAUUUUAUGGUGUUUUCAAUAAGAAUCAAUUUACGAACAACAACAUUGGAGUGUGCAAUCUUUGGCUGCGGUCUCAUGAACAAUUCUUUUAAUUUGAAUUACAUUUUGAGUUCCUAUGUGGAAAAAAAUAUCGCUAUUAAAGUGUUUCCCGGGUCAGAUUAUGUUUGAACAAUCGAUGGAACAAAGAAUAGGAAUCGAGCGAAUGAAUGUGAAGCAGCAAACGAAAUUUGCAAAGGAGGAAGGAUGAAGCAGGAUCAAAAUGGAAUAAGAACUUAAUCCGUGUGCUGUUGCUAUCGCGCUCACAUGACAAAGUUUUUGGAGUAAGUAUCGUAGAUAAAUAUGUUUUUAAUUCACAAUGCAAAUCUUUCUGAGCUAACCGUUGUCUGCACUAGAGUUCUAGAUGAGCAGCGCCUGCAGAGGGAAGGUUUGCAAAACCUAACACAGUUCCUUAGCGCAAUAGCUAAAUAAAUAAUAGUGCCAGGACGCGUACUACCACUACUACACUACUGCAAAUGCUGCUGCAAUUGCUUUUAAGACAUUGUUCGCAUAACUCAGUUUUUUGAGUGCGAAUGUGCUUCAUUUUGAUUUUUUUUUCUUUUAAACUAAGUAAUUUCUUCUGUGGAGCAGAAUCAAAGCAGCUAAAUAUUCUAAGUAAAAUAGAACUAGCCCAAAACGCGAGGUUUGCACGCGGUUCCUAACUGUUAUUUAUCGUUCCGUACAUGAGAAAGAGAGAGAGAGAGAGUGCAUAAAGGCGUGGGGACUUGGAGUAAAUCGCUGAACCAGAAAAGAUUGCCUGUACAGAAAUGAUUGUAUUGUAGAGACAAGCCAAAUAUCGUCACUCCUUUAUUCAGUUGUUGCUCGCCGCAUUCUAUGUUAGUAAACCAGUCGUUUAGUACUACCACGGAAUGUAGAAAGAAUGGAUACCACAGGUGACAGUAUGCAGUGGUAUAGAUAAUUAUUUUGAAACCAUUAUUUUGUCGCUCUUUCACUGACUUCUGAAUGCUAUAAAGAAGGUUCGCUGUGCGAGCUGAAAACAAAAUAAAAAUACUUCAUCCUUCGGCCUACGGGGGUGUGUCGGAACUGCUGCUCUUCCAACAGAAGUUUGAAAAGUAUUCUUAUGGGCUUCACGUUUUGUUUUUUUCCCCGUAAGUUUCGCUGUGCGAGCUAUAGUUUAGUGGAGGCCAACUCCCUACCAGUUGCUAGUGGAUCCUUACUAAAAACACUGCUUGAGUAUAUUACUCACUGACUUACGCAGAAGGCAUUGGAAUGGGAGGUGAACAAAAAGUGAAACAAAUUCAAAACUAGAUCGACGUAUGCAGAUAAAUACACACAAAAAAUGUCCUGCUUCAGAAGGGGCAAGGGAAGGGGGGCUUUGCGAGACAAUCUUGUGCCUCUGUAGUGUCGAAUGCUAACCUAGUGCGGAUUCGUUCAUUUUUAAUUUUUACAAACGGUGGGUUAAAUACGCAAAAAAUGUAUAAAAUGAAAAAUGUUUCCUAAGCAUCACCAAUGCAAUGCGGCAAAAUAGAGGGAGGAACAACUAAAAUGCAUAAAAAUGUACACUAAAUAUCUGUCGCCAGAGACAAUAGCAAUAAGGGUGGGAAUAGGAGAUUGUGGCAAAUUCACGGUGUUGGUCUUUUUCGAUCUUUUCCUUGCAUCCGGAUGCAUCCAACAUCUUCGUUGCGGGUGUUUGAGUUUCUUUUUGUUUUUUUUUUAGUAGGCUUGUCCGUGGAGCAUAUAGGAACGUUUAGCUAAAUAUAGCCUACUAGUUGGGUGUUUCUUGAGAAAAAAAAACUAUGUUAAUUCGUCGGGCUCCCGUAUCCUUCAAGGCCCCCCACCCCCCGCCCCCAUCAGCAGCUGCCAAUUCCCAGAGAGAUACGAUACCUUUUUCGUGUUAAGAGUUCCAGUCCUGAUUCCAAUUUUAAUCUAUUGAACACCAACAUGUAUAAUCGUGUAAAGCUAUUGUCUUGAAAGCUAGACAUAAAUGUAUGUAAAUAAGUAAAUAUAUAAGUAUAAACAAAUAUUUAUAUAUAGAUCCUACGUGCAUAAGUUAGCAAGAUUUAAAAAUCACCGUUAGCACCCAUUAACAUCUCUAAAGAAUAAGUAUUUCUAAUGGCGCAAAAAUGAUUUCUGUACAUAUUAAGGAAACGAAAGAUGGAGAACGCUGCCCUUUUUUUUUUGUUGAAUAUGCAAACAUUUGUACAUGUUUAUAGUUAUGCAAGAAAAAUGUACAGCGAGGCAAAACAGGCAGAAAAGGCAAAAGCCGGCAACGAUUGGCGGAAGGACAAUGUAGUUCUACAGAUACAGAUCGAGGCUAAACAAUAAUCUUGUCAAAAAUAAACUGGGACAUGUUUUUAUGAAACGAA